AUGGGACCGGAAGUGGAUGGAGAAAAUAGGAUCUUGGUAAGGAAGAAGUGCCAAGAGGAAGAGGGUUUAGAGAAGUAUGAGAAAGAAGUGUUCAGUGAAGACAGAGAUGUGGAAGAUGAAGAUACGAAAAAUGAAGCAAGGAAGGCAUGGAAGAUAGGAUUUCAAUUAAAGCUGGAUUGUAGUGAAGAACAAAAAACAAUUGAACAGUUGAGAAGAGAAAUCAGAGGUAUUAGGGGAAAAGGAAAAAUGGGGUGUAUGAAGGAGUUUAUUCGAAAUUUUUGUCUAUGGUUUUUUGGAAUGGUAGAAACGAAGUCUUCUAUUAUAUCUGUUAGCUGUGUUAAUAAGAUGUGGGGUCAAGGAGAUUUUGGUUGGGAUAAGAUAGAUGUAACUGGAUCUGCGGGGUGUAUUCUCUGUGUGUGGGAUACGGAAGCUUUUGCUGAAAGUGACAGAUUAAAGGUGAGUAGGUGCAUUUGUGUAUGUGGAAAACUAAAACAAUUAGGAAUGGAUCUAGCAAUUAUGGUUGUUUAUGGUGAUCACUCAGUAGUGGGAAGACGAAAUUUAUGGAAGGAAUUGGUAGAUGUUAAAAAUAGUUGUGGCAUGCCAUGUAUUGUAAUAAGGGAUUUUAAUGAAGUAUUGAACACUGAAGAAUGGAAUAGUGGUAGAGGUAGUGCGGUUGGCAUGUCAGAGUUCAAACAAUGGAUCCAGGAUAUGAACCUUGUGGAUUUACCACUGAAUGGAAGAAAAUCCACUUGGAGGAGAGGAAGUCAAGCUAGCCAUCUCGAUAGAAUAUGUGUAGAUCCGAGCUGGAUUCAAAAUUUUUCAAAAUCUACAAUAGAGGCGAUAAAGUGUUCAAGAUCAGAUCAUGUACCUUUAUGUUUGAAGGUGGAUUACACUGAUUGGAGACCUAAACCUUUCAAGCCAUUGGAUAUAUGGUUUUCUCAUCCAUCAUUUAUGCCAAUGAUUGAAAAAGAAUGA
Arachis duranensis is the source of this 975-nucleotide messenger RNA. RefSeq lists its product as uncharacterized. Lineage: Eukaryota; Viridiplantae; Streptophyta; Magnoliopsida; Fabales; Fabaceae. The record is from RefSeq and is a predicted model, not a curated record. The coding region runs from base 1 to 975 and encodes 324 amino acids. Gene Ontology annotation, molecular function: catalytic activity. The transcript has 3 exons.